Messenger RNA from Phytophthora sojae, 978 nucleotides. RefSeq lists its product as hypothetical. NCBI's taxonomy places the organism in Eukaryota, Oomycota, Peronosporomycetes, Peronosporales, Peronosporaceae. The record is from RefSeq and is a predicted model, not a curated record. The transcript has a single exon. The coding region runs from base 55 to 978 and encodes 307 amino acids.
AAUACCUGCACCGCUCAAACGCGCUCGCCACUCCGUCCGACAGACUCCGCCAGCAUGGUCCUCUGCGCGCAGUACACCAACUACCAGCAGCUGCACAGCCUGAAGCUCACCGCCACGAUCCUGACCCACUUGGCCUCGCACACCCCAGCCAUCCCCGGACGACACAAGACCAAACCCGCACGGCUGCCUGGUAUCCGCUCGCUAUUCAGCGCCGCCACCACCGACGAUGCUGACUCGCCUCUGGCUUCCGACACUGCCAUGUUGCCACCGUUGCAGUGCGCUGUGGGCCUCGUCAACCUCGGCAGCCCAGUCGCCGAGCAAUCGCCCGUCGCCAGUCCAACAAAGCCAACUGUGGGCUCGCCGACCAGCCCAGGCAUGACCCCCACCAGUCCGAUCUGCCACGGCUCCACCUUCCCGGAGCCGUCGACCAUCAGCCCGAAGACGCGUCGCCCACUAUCGCUGCACGAUCUGCUGUCCGCCGAGGCCCCCGCUGCGCUGCCCACUCGCCGCGGCAAGAACCCGCACCACCGCCGCCAAUGCGGCAUCGCCGACUGCCACAAGUACGCGCUGACCGGCGGGUUCUGCAUCCGCCACGGCGGCGGCAAGCGCUGCAACUUCGAGGGCUGCCAGACGGUCGCUCAGAGCGGCGGCAGGUGCAAGGCCCACGGCGGCGGCAGCAAGUGCAAGGUGGCUGGCUGUGGCAGCGUGGCACGGCGCAAGGGCUUCUGCAUGUCGCACGGCGGCCGCCAGCAGUGCAAGGUCGACGGCUGCGGCAAGUGCGCGCACGGCGGCGGCUUCUGCAUCUCGCACGGAGGGGGCAAGCGCUGCUCCUCCAAGGCGUGCAACAAGAGCGCGCAGGCCGGCGGCUUCUGCUACAGCCACGGAGGAGGCAAGCGUUGCGCCGCGCCCGAGUGCUUCCAGGCCGCGCGCAAGGGCGGACUCUGCAUCCGCCACCGCAAGGCCGCGCAGCGGGCUUGA